Molecule: messenger RNA, 901 nt
Organism: Tribolium castaneum (red flour beetle)
Lineage: Eukaryota; Metazoa; Arthropoda; Insecta; Coleoptera; Tenebrionidae
Gene: dUTPase
Product: Deoxyuridine triphosphatase
Exons: 3
Coding region: 232-807 (191 amino acids)
Biological process (GO): dUTP catabolic process; dUMP biosynthetic process
Molecular function (GO): dUTP diphosphatase activity; magnesium ion binding
Source: RefSeq, a predicted model, not a curated record
UGGUCAGUUGUAAGUGCUUAAAUCAAAGUAUUAAAUAACUAUUGUGUAAUAAGGGAUUAAUAACGGAUUUAUUUAAAUACGUUUCGUACAAGUGAGGUUAGGAGUUUGAAGUAAAAUUGGCAAAAUCAGCCUGCAGUCCCUCGGCGUUAUCUCAAAUUUGCAAAAACAAAUGCUCACCUUGAAGCGCGUCUUUGCCGCUUUUUUUCGAAUUUUUCUGCCUUUUUGCGGAAGAUGCCGGUAGCUGUGCGCCAGAUGCUAAGAAUUGGCGCCAAAGAAGUGCUAGCGGGCCGAAUUCGCGCCUUUUUCGUCAAACCGUCUCGUGCUUUCGUCCACUCAACAACCCCUCAAGAAUCCGAAGAAAAGAAAAUGCCUACAUCUAGUCUUGUCUUGAAAUACACCAAAGUGGUCCCCGAGGCCUACCCUCCGACCAAAGGUUCAGUUAAAGCCGCCGGUUAUGAUCUGAAGAGUGCUUUCGACUGCGUGGUCCCAGCCCGAGGUAAGGCCCUCGUGGACACCGGCAUCAAAAUCCAGCUCCCGGAAGGGUGCUACGGACGGAUCGCCCCUAGGUCGGGUCUAGCAGUCAAGAAUUUCAUCGAUGUUGGCGCCGGGGUCGUGGAUGAGGACUACAGGGGGGUCCUCAAGGUGGUCCUAUUCAACCAUUCAGAUACUGCCUUUGAAGUCAAGAGUGGCGACCGCAUUGCACAGCUAAUUUGUGAGCGGAUCUAUUACCCCGAUAUCGAGGAAGUUCAAGAACUCAGUGAAACGGCCCGUGGAGAAGGCGGAUUUGGCUCUACCGGUACCAAUUAAUUUUAGAAGUAUUGUUCGAAACUCAAGCUUUUCUGUGUUAAAUAUGUGUUCCUGGUUAUGUUUCAAUAAAUCGUUUUACCCCUUUCUUUCAUAA